AUGCCUCAGAGACGUAUCAAGUAUUUCUACCCUCCUCCCACUAGUCCAGCUUUGAGGUUAGAAUCAUCAGCAUCCAUGGAAAAGCCUAACCCGACAGAACACGAAUGGAUUUUUCGACAAGAUGCAGUGCUUUGUGUGGAGGACGACAUGAUGGCUUAUGCAGAGGAUGUUACAGUACGCAGUAAUAACAACUGGAAGAAUAGGCAGGAGUUUGAGUUUCAUAUUAAGUGGAAGCAUGGUGGUUGGCAUAUAGAGAAUUCCAUGACUGGAUCUUCAACUUUUCAGGAUCAGAAAUGUGUAGUAUGCGGUCACAAGAAUAGUGCAGAUUACUUGGAAAAAAUGAAGCUCGGACUUCAUUGUGGACAUGUUGUCUGUGAAGAGUGUACUCAUGGUUUAUUUUACAAGUACGAGCAGCCAAGAGCCAAUGACAGCCAUUCUAGUUUGGUUCAUUGCAGGUGGGAAGCUCAAGGUCGUGGGAGCAAUCGCGAUGAGUGUCCGGCUUGCCACAAGAAGUUGAUGAAGACGUUGCUGUUUGAAAUGGAUGGUCAAAGGAUUGAAACGUCAGCUCCUAUCCCGGUGGACUACAUGUUCAAUUGUCCGGUGUAUUCAGAGUCACUAGCAGAUGUAGUAAUGCCAUUCUACAGGGAACAUAUUGAGCCAAUGGUGGAGAAGUAUGUGGAGUUACAUGAGCUAUUGGAUUUGGGUGUGGACGUGUAUUAUCGUACCGAGGAAAGCCCAGAAGAAGAACACGAGAGCAUUGCAGAGAACUAUAGGAGAUUGUGGAUGCUACAUGAUUUUUUUGAAGACAAAAAGCACUUGCUGCAGUUUGCUCUGGAAGGACACAGAAAGAUUCCUGAAGAGGUUUACGACUGCAACAUUGCCUUUUACCGUUUGCAUUGUCACAGGAUCAGAAAACUCUACUGGGACAUUGAAUGGGAGCACUUCAAGAUUCUGAUUAUUCGAGCGAAUAAAUGGGACCCCGAAACUUUCGGCUACAGGCUUUGCGGAUCGUGUGCUAGUUUAGAUCACACAAACUAA
Molecule: messenger RNA, 1038 nt
Organism: Seminavis robusta
Lineage: Eukaryota; Bacillariophyta; Bacillariophyceae; Naviculales; Naviculaceae
Source: the annotation of a GenBank genome assembly